AUGAUGAAUAAUGCAAGCGAUUUCUACUGGGAACUGUCGCAACUGAUUAGGCUGAGCAAUCUUAGCUACUACAAUGUUUCCGGUGUGGACACGGUGACGUCCCCGGCGGAUGUGGCCAACUGUUGCACCACCGAGCCCGAUUUCUCCGAGUAUCUGGAGGCACUGCCGAACGACAAGGCCGGGCUGUUGGGGUUUUUGUUCCUUUUCUCUUUUGCCACCGUUUUCGGCAACUCGCUAGUAAUUUUGGCGGUUAUCCGGGAACGGUACCUGCACACGGCCACCAACUACUUCGUGACCAGUUUGGCUGUGGCCGAUUGCCUCGUAGGGUUGGUGGUGAUGCCCUUUUCCGCCCUCUACGAGAUUCUGCACAACACCUGGUUCUUCGGCGAGGACUGGUGCGACAUCUGGCGAUCGCUAGAUGUGCUCUUCAGUACGGCUUCCAUCCUAAACCUCUGUGUGAUAUCCCUAGACCGAUACUGGGCCAUCACCGACCCCUUCUCAUAUCCGAUGAAAAUGACCCGGAGGAAAGCUGCCGCCCUCAUUGCCGCCGUCUGGAUCUGCUCAAGUGCGAUCAGUUUUCCGGCAAUCCUCUGGUGGCGAUCCGUCCGAGAAGAAGACAUGCCAGCCUACAAGUGCCCAUUCACCGAAAACAUGGGCUAUCUGGUGUUCUCCUCUACCAUUUCCUUCUAUCUGCCACUCCUCGUAAUGGUGUUCACCUACUGUCGAAUCUACCGGGCAGCGGCCAUCCAAACCCGAUCACUCCGUCUCGGUACAAAACAAGUGCUCAUGGCUUCCGGCGAACUCCAACUCACCCUCCGGAUACACCGGGGAGGAACAACCAGGGAAAGGCCAAAUCACCCCAGAGAACAUCAUCCUUCCCAGGACCACCAAAAUCAGCAGCACACAGCAAACUCUACCCCGGAAGAACCGGACGAAGAACCGCUUUCAGCUCUCCAAAACAACGGUUUGGGAGCCCGGCAUCGGACGCAUAUGGGUGGAAAAAAUUUCUCGCUGUCUCGAAAGCUAGCCAAAUUUGCCAAGGAGAAGAAAGCGGCCAAAACGUUGGGCAUAGUGAUGGGAGUGUUCAUAGUGUGUUGGUUGCCGUUCUUUGUGUUUAAUCUGCUGUCCGGGUUCUGUCCCGCGUGCAUUGCCCACGAGGAGAUCGUUUCUGCAGUGGUCACCUGGCUCGGGUGGAUCAACUCCAGCAUGAACCCGGUGAUCUACGCCUGCUGGAGCAGGGACUUUCGAAGGGCCUUCGUGAGGAUAUUGUGUGUUUGCUGUCCCCGGAAGAUCCGCCGGAAGUACCAGCCGACGAUGCGCUCGAAAGCGUCUCAGUGCCACAUGGCUGCAAUUGUAGCAGCGUCAUCAUCUAACAGUAGUCUCUUCGAGGGUAGCCAUCAUCGUCGCAGCAACAGCAACAAUAGCUGCAACAACAACCAUCGUCAAUCAUCGUCAUCGUCAUCGUUCGGGCAGCACUAUCACAAUCAUCAUCACCAUUACUGCAACUGUCACUUCUAUCAUCGGCGGUUGACGCGAGCGACUGGCGGCAUCAAUCGGACCGGAAGUGGCGGAAGUGCUGCCAGCAGCUGUACCAACAAUAAUGGAAGCCGCCGGGGAAGCAAUCGGCAGCAUCGGUCCUCGGCCUCCGAGUGUUGUAGCGGCGGGAAGGCAGGAAGUAGUGGGAACAAUAACAACCAGAACAAUAACGGCACCGGCAAUAACAAUGUCGUCGUCGGUCACCACCGAAGCACCGGAAUAUCAUCGGAAGGUCGGCAGGCUUCGGGCGGAAGUGGGAAGCGAUGUACCUUCGCGCCUACGACAACAACCAUCCCGUCAUCCUCGAGUGGUGGCCACCACAAUAAUGGCGGCGGCGCCGGAACGAGUCGUCGGCUUGGGUCCGGAAGAAAGCAUCAACAAACACUGAUGAAACCACUUCCGCCUCCACCAAGCUGUAUUACCCCGACCCUAAUCGUCAGCCGAAGUGAUCCACCUUUGGCGACGACCAAAUCGACCAGGACCACGACCCUGACGUCGGCGUCGUCGUUGUCCGGAACCGGGGCCGGAGCCGGGGUACAAUUUGAUGACAAUCUACACAUUCCAACGGGGGCAGCACACAGUCCAAGCUCGGACAGUAGCACCUCCUCGCUGGGAACGUUGGAGUAGGAGGCUGAUGAAUCUAUCGGCAAAGGAACGCGCUCGUACACCUGCCAAGACGUACGUACCAGGUUCAGUGUUGAAAUCUCGUAACCUGAA
Messenger RNA from Uranotaenia lowii, 2253 nucleotides. RefSeq names its product dopamine receptor 2-like. The record is from RefSeq and is a predicted model, not a curated record. Gene Ontology annotation, molecular function: G protein-coupled receptor activity. Lineage: Eukaryota; Metazoa; Arthropoda; Insecta; Diptera; Culicidae. Gene Ontology annotation, biological process: adenylate cyclase-activating adrenergic receptor signaling pathway. The transcript is spliced from 5 exons. The coding region runs from base 1 to 2163 and encodes 720 amino acids. Gene Ontology annotation, cellular component: membrane.